Messenger RNA from Meloidogyne enterolobii, 693 nucleotides. Lineage: Eukaryota; Metazoa; Nematoda; Chromadorea; Rhabditida; Meloidogynidae. The record is from the annotation of a GenBank genome assembly.
AUGGCAGCCUCAACAGUUGCUCCACCAAUAAUUCUUCGUUCAGUUGAGAAGCACACUUCAACGCUUAUUUUCUUUCACGGAUUGGGAGAUCAAGGAGAUGGCUGGGCAAGUGUUUUUAAAGAAGAAAUGCGAGUGCCGUAUAUAAAAUAUAUUUUCCCAAAUGCCCAAAGUCGGCCAGUAACUCUAAAUUUUGGUAUGCGGAUGCCUGCAUGGUAUGAUAUCCUUGGAUUGACUGCUAACUCUGCAGAGGACGAGCAAGGCAUUGAACUUGCAAAGGAUUAUGUUCAUGGACUGAUUAAUAAAGAAAUUGAAGACGGAAUUUCUCCUAAACGUAUUUCUAUUGGAGGAUUUUCAAUGGGCGCAGCUUUGGCUUUAUAUGCAAGCGGGAUUGACUUUCGACAAACCUCUUGGAUGUAUUAUCUCGUUGAGUGGGAUCACAAAGCAAAUUUGAAAACGCCUGUUUUCCUAGGACAUGGGCAAGACGAUUUUCUUGUUCCUUAUAGCUUUGGUCAACUGACUUAUCAGGAAAUACAUAAAUUUAAUCCAAACGUAACUUUAAUUCCUUAUCAAUGUCAACACGGGACAACUCCACAAGAGCUUGCUGAUACUCUUACUUUUAUUAAAACAAGCAUUCCAGCAGAGGAGAAAAGUUGUGAAAAUAAGGAAAAGGUUAUUUUUCGAUUUUUUAAAUAA